AUGACCCAUCUUCUUGACCUUCCCAAUGAGAUUCUGUGUGCGAUUGGAAGUCAGGUUCCAGCGAAGUCCCUCAAACAGCUGAGACUGUGCAAUACUCGACUCAAAGAGGCACUUACGCCGGUGCUGUUUGCUUCUGUGGUAUUGGGUAUCACCCCAGCUUCAACGCAUAUUUCUACGGCCUUCAAUCGCUAUGUUAAACACUUAUCCAUCGGGUCAUGGAGGGGCCAUACAAAGCCGGAUUUGACUGCCUUAAAUUAUCUUCAGAACGUUAGGUCGGUUCGAUGGCAACUAGCAGGAACCGAGUCAGAACAGUUGGUCACCAAGAUUUUCGAAUAUCUGUACAAUCUUCCCUAUCUUAGCGAGCUUCACUUCUCCAGUUAUCACUCCUCAUCAUUCCCAAUUCCUUUCGAUCACUACCCAAUACGCAAUCUCUCCGUACUUUCCGUUCAAGGUCCAUUCUGUGGGGAUUCCCAUAGCGUCACUCCUGCGCUUUUUCGUCUCAUAACGAAUAAUCCGUCCUUAACCAGCAUGUCUCUCGAUGUGGCGUGGUCUCCAAAUCCUUUACAUUCAAACCAUCUCUUCGAUAGCCUUCCACCAGAUUCCUUUUUGUGCCUUCGCCACUUGAGAUUACCUCGUUGGCACGUUAAUAUUUCCUCGGCUUGCAUCCGGAUGAUGCCUGCGCUUUCAUCUCUCGAUGUCACUCUCCUACCACCAACAGGCAUCAACAACAAUGUCCUCUGGGCACUGCUACAGGAGGAAGGGAUCCACCUCAAGGAUUUGGCUGUGACUGUGGUCAGCCAAGAGCUCCUUGACUAUCUGCAGUCGUAUUCCGGACUGGAGACUUUGGUGUUGAGUGAUGUUGAGAGCGAUCGUAACCUUCACACUUCGGACCAGUUCUACCAGAGAGUGCUACCAAAACACUCGCAGACACUGGUUUCCCUUAGUGUUGAUGCGCGGAACACGCAAGAGUGGUGUUUGACAAGGAAGAAUGCCGCGGCACUCCAGGAAUGCCAGGAACUGAAGAAUCUGAGCGUGUCAGUCAAAUCGAUGGUUGUUGAAACACUUUUAUCUUUUGCCCCUCGUUCUUUGCGCUCGCUCUCCCUGACAUGGAACGCUACCCUCGCGGACGGCUUCCGAACCUUCUUCGUGAAGAUGUACGAUUCCGAUCUAAUUGGCGAGCCAUACACGUCGAGUCAGACGCUGGUCGUAUACGCAGAUAUCGUAUACUUGCUCGGGAGGAUAGACAAGUCCGGCUUCGUCUUUCGUGGUUACAAGACGCAUCAUAGUGAAUUGAAUUGGACGGCUGCAAGUUGUCUACAUCGGGGCGUCUGA
Messenger RNA from Marasmius oreades (fairy-ring Marasmius), 1332 nucleotides. RefSeq lists its product as uncharacterized. Lineage: Eukaryota; Fungi; Basidiomycota; Agaricomycetes; Agaricales; Marasmiaceae. The coding region runs from base 1 to 1332 and encodes 443 amino acids. The record is from RefSeq and is a predicted model, not a curated record. The transcript has 4 exons. Gene Ontology annotation, molecular function: protein binding.